Molecule: messenger RNA, 315 nt
Organism: Macrosiphum euphorbiae (potato aphid)
Lineage: Eukaryota; Metazoa; Arthropoda; Insecta; Hemiptera; Aphididae
Source: the annotation of a GenBank genome assembly
AUGUGGGCGGUGAACCUGGACGAGCUGAUGAACCAUUCACUCAUGCAGAUUGCGCUGUACCGGGGAUUAGUGGUGCACCCUCCCGCAAGGCAUACGGAACCUCGACACACCUCGAGACGACCACAGGUACCCUCUCCAGCACGGACUAGGACGGUUAGGACCAUGGCGGACCUCAACCAAGGACCAAUGGUAGCGGACUUCAUCAACUUAGACACCGACGAAGAGGAGUUCCUCCAACUACGGGUUGGACCACAGGUGCUUCCAGAGGUGGAGAUGAUGUCGAAUUUACCCGGCAGCGACGACAACGGGCUGUAA